Messenger RNA from Pogonomyrmex barbatus (red harvester ant), 523 nucleotides. RefSeq lists its product as uncharacterized. NCBI's taxonomy places the organism in Eukaryota, Metazoa, Arthropoda, Insecta, Hymenoptera, Formicidae. The record is from RefSeq and is a predicted model, not a curated record.
UAUUGCUCAUAUACAAUUGUUAAUAAAUACACUCUGAUACGGCCUGAUACGACGUAAUAGAACAGCUUUAAAGUCAGAAGUGCUUCUAAUUUGAUUUUAGAUUUGGUGCGACCUCCGGUGCCGCAAAAAAAUCCUAAAUAAUCGUCUGGCAUAGCUAAAAAUAACGAACUGUUUUUAUUUGCACGUACGCGAAAGUUAUCGAGAAAUCAAUAGUAUUGAAUUAUACAUGCGAUUUUCUUUCCCCAUAACGACAUCUUUCAUUUCUUUACAGAGCAACAUAUUCAACAUGAGGUUUGCAGCAUACAUCGUGACGCUGUUAGUUGCAAUCUGCGCUCUGUUUGCCGAUACUCAUGCACUCCCGAAACAUAGACUUCGCUUACCAGGAGGCGGCCCUGGCUAUGGCCCAUUUAAUCCUCGACUACCUUGGCCGAUACCAUUGCCAAAUCGUGACCAUUAAUAAUCUGAAUUAAGAUUUUAAUUAUCAUUUUAAAAUUGGAUCAAGCUGAUUGGUUCUAUCUGAAAU